Messenger RNA from Aspergillus bombycis, 795 nucleotides. Its product is annotated as Rab family GTPase. The record is from RefSeq and is a predicted model, not a curated record. The transcript has 3 exons. The coding region runs from base 1 to 795 and encodes 264 amino acids. NCBI's taxonomy places the organism in Eukaryota, Fungi, Ascomycota, Eurotiomycetes, Eurotiales, Aspergillaceae. Gene Ontology annotation, molecular function: GTP binding; GTPase activity.
AUGUCUGAGUCAACUAGCACAAAUACUCCGAAGCCGAGUAGUAGCGUGAAGCUGGUACUUUUGGGCGAGGCGGCGGUUGGAAAGUCAUCGCUAGUUCUGCGAUUUGUGAAUAAUGACUUUCAAGAAAAUAAAGAGCCGACUAUUGGAGCUGCCUUCUUGACUCAAAAAUGCUCUCUCCCGACCCGGACGAUCAAGUUCGAAAUCUGGGAUACAGCCGGUCAGGAGAGAUUCGCCUCGCUUGCGCCCAUGUACUACCGUAACGCCCAGGCGGCGCUGGUGGUCUACGAUGUUACCAAGCCAUCUUCCCUUACAAAGGCCAAACAUUGGGUUGCCGAACUACAGCGGCAAGCCAGCCCCGGGAUUGUGAUCGCCCUCGUCGGCAAUAAGCUGGACUUGACAAACGACGGGAACGAAACUUCUGGGGAGCCACAGGCGGAUGGCGAACAGCAACCCCCUGCUGCUACUGCUGACGAAGAUGACGCGGCUGGUGAACCUCAGGAGGAGCAAUAUGCCACGUCUGGAGAUGCCCGGAAGGUCUCGACACGGGAGGCUAGUUCAUAUGCGGACGAAGAGGGCCUACUGUUCUUCGAGACUAGCGCUAAGACGGGUGUGAAUGUUGUGGAGGUUUUCACUGCCAUUGCCAAUGCUAUACCAGAGAGCAGUUUGAAGAGUGGACGCGGAGCUGGCGCCGGUACGGGCCAGACUACUUUGGGAGGUAGCCGUCCGGCGGAGGACUCGCGGGUCAACCUGGGAGACCGGUCUACUGCCACUGCCAAAGAAGGUUGUGCGUGUUAA